Messenger RNA from Phoenix dactylifera (date palm), 3866 nucleotides. NCBI's taxonomy places the organism in Eukaryota, Viridiplantae, Streptophyta, Magnoliopsida, Arecales, Arecaceae. The record is from RefSeq and is a predicted model, not a curated record.
GCAAAGGAAUAUGCAACUAGAUGGUGGCUAUAAAAGGCCUCGAACUCUCUCUCAACAACCACAAUAACCUUAAAACACCUUGGGCCUAUCAGAACCUUAGCUAUGUCAUCUCCAAAAUUCCUCUCCACCCUUCUUCUGUUUCUAAUCCUUUCAUUUCUUCUUGCCUUGGCAUCAGCUUCACUUGCAUCCCAAGGGAGGGCCCUCCUCCAGUGGAAAGGCAGCCUCCAGAGCCAAGGAUCACUUGAAUCUUGGAACCUCGACACUAGUCCAUGCAACUGGACUGGAAUCGCAUGCAACAUCACACGUCGAGGCCGACAUGUGAUCACGGAGGUGAAUCUACCCCAUAUGGGUUUGGCAGGAACGCUGAAUGUUCUCAACUUCUCCCUCCUGUCAUCACUUACCAGUCUCAACCUCACGCUCAACAAGCUCUAUGGAAGCAUCCCUCCCACCAUAUCUGCUCUUUCGAAGCUCACCUCUCUUGAUCUCUGCAAUAAUAACUUCAUAGGGAUAAUUCCACUACAGCUCAGCUAUCUGACAAAGCUCAACUCCUUCAAUCUUAGCAACAAUCAGAUAAGCGGUUCCAUCCCACCUUGGCUAAGUAAUAUGACAAGGCUUAACUUCUUAUACCUAUCCGACAAUAACCUUUCAGGUAGCAUCCCUAAGGAAUUAGGAAAGCUUGGGAAUCUCUUGGAGUUGACAAUCUACACCAACCGUAUAACAGGUUCCAUCCCUUCCACUUUGGGAAAUUUAACCCGGCUUCAAUUAUUGGAUUGCUCCGACAACGAGUUAUCUAGCUCCAUUCCUUCUGAAAUAGGAAAUCUGGCGGAGUUAACUAUGCUAAAACUUGAACAAAAUAGUUUAGCAUAUUCCAUCCCCACCAACUUAGGAAAUUUAACCAAGCUUAAUCUUUUGUUCCUUUGGGAUAAUCAUCUCUCUGGAUCAAUUCCUCAUGAAAUAGGAAAUCUAGUGGAGUUAGCUAUGCUAGACCUCGAUACAAACAAUUUAACAGGUUCUAUCCCCAUCAGCUUAGGAAAUUUAACCAAGCUUGAAUUCUUGUACCUCGUUAAAAAUCAGAUCUCUGGACCAAUUCCUCAUGAAAUAGAAAAUCUAGUAGAGUUAAAUGAUUUAGUACUCUCACAAAACAAUUUAACUGGUUCCAUCCCCAGUUGGUUAGGAAAUUUAACCAAGCUUAAUACUAUGUACCUUUGGGGCAAUCAUCUCUCUGGACCCAUUCCUCAUGAACUAGGAAAUCUAGUGAAGUUAACUAUACUAGACCUCUCGAAAAACAAUUUAACGAGUUCAAUCCCCACCAGCUUAGGAAAUUUAACCAAGCUUGAACACUUGCACCUCCCUGAAAAUCAGAUCUCUGGACCAAUUCCUCAUGAAUUAGGAAACUUGAGGAAGCUUAAUUUUUUGGCAUUGCAAGUUAAUCAAAUCUCUGGCUCGAUCCCUCCAUCUCUUGGAAGCUUAACCAACCUUACAAAUUUGCUCUUAUUCAACAAUCGAUUAUCAGGCUCCUUGCCUCAAGAAUUUAACAAUAUUACAAAUUUGAAACUUCUCCAAUUAAUGAACAACAAUUUUUCUGGCCAUUUACCCCUUGACAUAUGCAAAGGAGGAGUUCUAUAUUAUCUUGUUUUGAGCAACAACAAUUUUGAAGGUCCUAUUCCCAAAAGCUUGAAAAACUGUACAAGCCUAAGCACCGUUCGACUUCAGCAUAACCAACUAUCCGGAGAUAUAUCUGAAAAUCUUGGAGUGUAUCCACAACUCUGGUACAUCGAUUUAAGCUUCAACAGACUGUCUGGUAAGCUCUCACCAAAUUGGGGAGGAUGUCAUAAUUUGUCACUCUUAAGAAUCUCCAACAAUGAAGUUACAGAAAACAUACCGGUAGAACUUGGAAAGUUGACUCGACUAGAACAGCUUGACCUUUCCUCCAACUAUCUAUCAGGAGAGAUUCCGAACGAUCUGAGCAAGUUAACUAAUCUAUAUAAUUUGACUUUGAGCAACAACCAACUUGUUGGAGAGGUAUAUCCAGAAUUCGGAGAACUAUCUAAUUUGCAGUUUCUUGAUCUGUCAGCAAAUCAACUAAGAGGAAGGGUACCAGAACAAUUAGGUAACUGCAUGAAACUUCAAUUGCUGAAGCUUGGAAACAAUCAUUUAAAUGGAAGCAUUCCCUUUCAACUUGGAAAUUUAGUAUACCUGCAAGACUUUCUGGAUCUAAGCCACAACUCAUUUACUGGAGAGAUACCAUCACAAUUUAGCAAACUGAAUAUGCUAGAAGCUCUGAAUCUAUCACACAAUGAGCUGACUGGUCCUGUUCCACCUUCUUUGAGUGAUAUGAUGAGCUUGUCAUUUGUAGACUUAUCAUACAAUGAAUUAAAAGGCCCACUUCCCAACUGCAGAAUUUUCCAGAUCGCUCCAGUGGAGUGGUUCGCCCACAACAAAGGCUUGUGUGGUUCAGUAAAAGGUUUGCCUUCAUGUGGCUCCCAUACAACUAGCAAAGAUGAUUCAAAUAAGCGCCACAAACUUGUCUUGUUAAUUACUGUUCCUAGUCUCUUAUUUCUAUUUGUUGUAUUUGCUUUGCUAAUUAUGAGAAGGAAGAAAUAUGCGACAAAUGAUGCAAGUAUUGAAGAAGGUGGAUUCUCUAUUUGGAACUUCAAUGGAGAAUAUGCAUACAAUGACAUCAUUCAAGCAACAGAGGAUUUUGAUGCCAAGUACUGCAUUGGCAGUGGAGCAUUUUCCAGUGUUUACAAAGCACUGCUGCCAAGCGGCAAGUUAGUAGCUGUGAAGAAAUUUCAUCCAUUAGAAAUUGAAAACUCACCAAGCAAGCAAACUUUUUGGAACGAAAUACGGGCACUUACCCAGAUCCAACAUCGGAAUAUUGUGAAGCUUUAUGGUUUUUGCUCCAAUGCUCGGCAUAAGCUUCUCGUUUGUGAAUACAUGGAGAGAGGCAGCUUGGCAAAUAUUCUCCGAAGUGAAGGUGUCACUGAAUUGGAUUGGUCUAAGAGAGUGGAUGCUGUAAAACAUAUUGCUCAUGCUCUAUCAUACAUGCACCAUGAUUGCGCUCCGCCAUUAGUGCACCGAGACAUAACAAGUAAUAAUAUUCUACUUGAUGCAGAAUAUAAGGCUUGUAUUUCGGACUUCAGUGUUGCUAGACUUUUAAAGCCUAAUUCAUCUAACUGGAGCAUGCUUGCAGGCACACGAGGAUAUUUGGCCCCAGAGCUUGCAUACACAAUGAGGGUUACUGAGAAAUGUGAUGUAUAUAGUUUUGGAGUAGUAGCACUUGAGAUUGUAAUGGGAAGGCAUCCAGGAGAUCUCAUCUCUACUUUAUCUUGUCCAGUCGGUGAAAACACCUUUCUGAAAGAUAUAUUAGACCCGCGACAACCACCUCCUACAACUCAAGCUGCAAAUGAGUUAUUUGCAGUAGUUAUGACAGCAUUUCAGUGUUUGGAUAACAACCCGCAUUCUCGUCCGACGAUGCAAAAUGUAUCUCAACAGCUAUCUACCAUCGGGGCACGACCAAACUCCCAACCUUUGGACAUGAUUAAGUUAUGUCACCUAAUUCAUGUCAAGAAUGAGGAAGCCUGUUGAGCCAGUUGAAAAUAUUCUGGUAGAAGGUGACAGGAGUGAGGAAAUACAGAGUUGGGGGCAAUCGAUAUUUGCAAAACAAGAAAGUGCAAUAUAUUCAGUCAAAAGAAACAAUCUUUGCCAGCUCGAUAUAUAUAUGGUUUUAUAUUUUUUCUAACAAAUUUAUUGGCCUGGUUUGUUUGUGACUACGGGAACAAAUUUCUCCAUAUUCUUCAUUGUAGGUCACUAUGCAGUCCAUCAUGUAUGCCUCUUCAUAUCGAGCAUUUGACAACUAUAUUAAA